Molecule: messenger RNA, 1199 nt
Organism: Ostreobium quekettii
Lineage: Eukaryota; Viridiplantae; Chlorophyta; Ulvophyceae; Bryopsidales; Ostreobiaceae
Source: the annotation of a GenBank genome assembly
GGACUGCCAAGUCUGAAUUGGCUCGCCGGAUGAGCAGUCUGUGUGAAGGCAGGUACUUUGAACGGCUUCUUACUCGGUUUUCUGUACCUGAGGAGCUUUUCGGACCUUUGUCCAUGACAGGUCUUGAGAACGACCUCUAUGUCAGGAAGAUUGAUGGCUACCUUCCCACAGCUGAGAUAGCUUUUGUGGACGAGAUUUUCAAGGCUAACUCUGCCAUUCUCAAUGCGCUACUCACCAUUCUGAAUGAGAGGUUGUUUGACAAUGGGAAUGAGCGGCUACCUGCACCACUUCUGUGUCUGGUGGGAGCAUCCAAUGAACUUCCUGAGAGUGAAGAACUGGAUGCCCUGUACGAUCGUUUCCUGAUAAGGCGACAAGUUUCCCAAGUCAGCAGUGGGCAGCUUGCAAGACUUGCAAGGUUGGCAGCUGGACGGAAGGAUGCUAUGGAGGAUGAUGCAGCGAGUGAAAAUGGUGCCUCAAGUCCUGAAGGAGUGGGGAAGAUUUCCAUGGAUCAGUUCAGGAAUACAGCAGAAGAAGCGUACGAAGCUGUGGAUGUCCCUGAAUCGGUGAUUGACAUUCUGACAAGUCUGAGGGAUCACCUUCAGGACAAGUGCGAACCGCCAAUAUACGUGUCCGAUCGGCGGUUCAUGAAGGCUGUACAAAUGCUGCAGGUUGCAGCACAUGCUGAUGGCAGAACCGAGGUGAAUGAGUACGACGCCCUUUUGUUGGAGCAUGUGUUUGGCAACCGCCCUGAUGACUCACAGAAGGUGCGAAGCUACGUGCUGGAAACAAUUGCAUCUGACCCCGGUCUCCAACAAGCAGGCUUGAUGUUCCUGGGGCUGUUUGGGCGGGCUAUUCGCAUCCUUGAUUCUGAAUCAUCGGACGAGUUGUCAGAAGUUCAGGAAGAGGUUUCCAGCUUGGUGGAGUUACUGGAGACCCGCCACAGUGGCCUGACCAAGACUAUGGAUGGCCAGUUCCCUCAGCUGCGAUCCACUGUGUGGCACAGCCAGGAAUCGGUGCAGGCAGCAGUGCAAGCUCUCACACCCCAGAUGACGGAAAACAAAAAGAAGCUGGAAGAGCUGUACCGCGAGAGCUACCUCUUGAAAACGUGCCUGGAUAGAGCGACGUCAUCUUCAGUGCUCGAGCGUUUGCUGCCAAAGAGGUACAAGCAAUACCAGAAGGGCAUUUCGGGGAAGGCGUGA